Molecule: messenger RNA, 811 nt
Organism: Solea solea (common sole)
Lineage: Eukaryota; Metazoa; Chordata; Actinopteri; Pleuronectiformes; Soleidae
Gene: meig1
Product: meiosis/spermiogenesis associated 1
Exons: 3
Coding region: 252-506 (84 amino acids)
Cellular component (GO): nucleus
Source: RefSeq, a predicted model, not a curated record
UUUUUUUCCAAGUAUUUCACAUAGUUUGAAUAAAAACCCCGUUCGUAGACAUUCAACACAUUACGUCGUUGUUUCGUGGUGGCAGAUCCUUUGGCGCCAUCUGUUGGCUUUGUAAGACCUCCAACACAGAAGAAGAAGAAGAAAGUUCACGGUAACCAGGCAACCAAGGAAGCUACACAGCAAACAACAACAGCCGCUGCCGUGUAAGAAACGUCAAGUAAAACAAAUAAACGCGCAUAUGAUCACACACCAUGUCCAGUCCAAAAUCAAUGAGCAGAGCCACAGGAUGGAGUGAAGAGGUGGAAAACCUGUUCAGGUUCCAACAGGCAGGAUACAGAGAUGAAGUGGAGUAUGUUCAAGUCAAACAUGGAGCCUCGGUGGACAAAUGGCCGGAGAGCGGCUUCGUGAAGAAGCUCCAACUCCGCGACAACACGUUUUAUUACUACAACAGGAGACGGGAGUGUCCGGACGAAGACGUCCACAAAGUCAAAGUGUACGUGUAUUAGGGUGUCCUGCACCAUCGUCACCAUCGUCACCAUCGUCAUCAUCGUCAUCAUCGUCAUCAUCAUCAUCAUUGUCAUCAUGAUUCCUCUGUGAAGUCCUCUGGCUGAUUACAGCACUUAGACUCAAGUGCUCAAACACACCACAAGGCAAAAUAAUCAUAUAUAAACAAUAUCAUUAUACAUCAAUGCUCCUAAAUACAAGAACAUGUCAAUGUUAUUCAUUAAGAAUCUUGAAAUACUCAAUAUUAUCUUCACUGAGAGGAAAUUGAGAACUUUAAAGCACACUUACAAUCAUAUAAAUUGUGUUU